GACGGGUACUGGGCGGCCCCGUGCCGUGUGCGGAGCCUGCGAGCAGCGAGACGCGGCGGGCGCCAUUUCGGGGAGCAGCCGCCGCGGCCAGAGCCGGGGCCCAGCCCGGGUCCGGGGACCGCUCGUCACGACCGCGCCGUUCUUUGCCGCCUGCCGCCCCCGCGGCCGGCCGAGCGGCGCCGUCCGUCUGCCUUUUGACCGCUCGGAGGGGCCUGCCGAGCCCUCGGGCCCAUCCCCCACCGUCAACGCAGCCAGCGCCGGAGCCGGGAGCUUUCGCUGCCGCCGCCAGGCCUCGGACACCCGAACGAGGACAGCAGCUGCCCGCGGCGCAGGUGUCCUGAAAAAAUGGCUGAUGAUAUUGAUAUAGAAGCAAUGCUUGAAGCUCCAUACAAGAAGGAUGAGAACAAAUUGAGCAGUGCCAAUGGCCACGAAGAACGCAGCAAGAAGAGAAAAAAGAGCAAGAGCCGAAGUCGAAGCCAUGACAGAAAGAGGAGCAGAAGCAAGGAGCGCAAACGGAGCCGGGAUCGGGAAAGAAAAAAGAGCAGAAGCCGGGAAAGGAAGCGGAGCAGAAGCAAGGAGCGCAGGCGCAGCCGUUCCAGGAGCAGGGAUCGCAGAUUCAGAGGCCGCUAUAGGAGUCCCUAUUCUGGUCCCAAAUUCAACAGUGCCAUCAGAGGGAAGAUUGGUCUGCCUCACAGCAUCAAAUUAAGCAGACGGCGUUCCAGAAGCAAAAGUCCCUUCAGAAAAGACAAGAGCCCUGUUAGAGAACCUAUUGAUAAUCUUACCCCCGAAGAGAGGGAUGCUCGAACAGUAUUCUGCAUGCAGCUAGCUGCAAGAAUUCGACCAAGAGACCUGGAAGAAUUUUUCUCUACAGUAGGGAAGGUUCGUGAUGUGCGGAUGAUUUCUGAUAGAAAUUCCAGACGCUCAAAGGGAAUUGCUUAUGUCGAAUUUGUUGAUGUUAGUUCAGUGCCUCUGGCAAUAGGACUCACUGGACAGAGAGUCCUGGGCGUACCAAUCAUAGUACAGGCAUCGCAGGCAGAGAAAAACAGAGCAGCAGCAAUGGCAAACAACCUGCAGAAGGGCAGCGCCGGCCCUAUGAGGCUCUAUGUAGGAUCAUUACACUUCAACAUAACUGAAGAUAUGCUUCGGGGAAUCUUUGAGCCGUUUGGCAGGAUUGAAAGUAUUCAGCUGAUGAUGGAUAGUGAAACUGGACGUUCCAAAGGAUAUGGAUUUAUUACGUUCUCAGACUCAGAGUGUGCCAAAAAGGCUUUGGAACAGCUCAAUGGAUUUGAGCUGGCUGGGAGGCCGAUGAAAGUUGGGCAUGUAACUGAGCGCACUGAUGCUUCCAGUGCUAGCUCGUUUUUGGACAGUGAUGAGUUGGAACGAACUGGAAUUGACUUGGGAACAACUGGUCGCCUUCAGUUGAUGGCAAGACUUGCAGAGGGUACUGGGUUGCAGAUUCCCCCGGCUGCACAGCAGGCUCUGCAGAUGAGUGGGUCAUUGGCAUUUGGGGCUGUGGCAGAGAAAAUUACUACCAGGAAUUAUGUCAUUGUGGGAGACUUUAACUUCCCUGAUACAGAUUGGAGAAGAAUUGCUAGUAAUAAUGGUGGGGCCCAGAUAUUCCUGGAUGUGAUAUCCGACAAAUUUCUUCAUCAAACACUCACUGACUCAUGAAGAAGGGAUGCUAUUUUAAACUCAUUUUGGUAAGUAAUGAAGAUGUUAUGGAUGAGAAUAGAAUUGACCAUUGACUGAGUGAUCAUGAGUUGCUCAAGCUUAGAAGGAAGGAUAAGGCUUAUGAUUUCAAAAGUGGUGGUUGAAGAACUAAGAAAAUAAAGUCAACUGGUCUAAGUAGUGUGAGUGUAUGAACAGACAGGAUGUAAAAAGUUUCUUCAAUUCCAAACUGCUAAUGCUACAUUGGAUCUGUAUCCCACAGAAAGAAGAAACAAUCCUGUUAAAAUUGGGCUCCACACUGAACUGGGUAAUUGCCCCUAGAAGAAUACAGGAUAAGCACAGAGCCUGUGAAGAAUAGGAAAGGGAUAAUAAAGAUAAUAUGGCAGUAAAGAAGACAGUGCUGUUAGUAAAUGAUAAAGUGAGAAUUACUUACCAAGAGUUAAGAUAGACUUUGUAAAAAUAAAUGAAUAAAAUGAAAGCACAGAUGAAGAUUGAUCAGAUCUUGAAGACAACAGAAAAGCAGGGCUGAGGCUGAAUGAAAAAAUACUUGAUGUUUCAAAAGAACCUUAUUCUCUCAGGUUGUAACGGGAACACUGGUCAUAAAGUUUGGGAUUCCUAUCAAAUAGAAGUAUGGAUUAUGAAAAAAUGCAUCUCAAGGUGGAUGAAGGUCUAAAGAAGAGUUGCGUGUUGUCAGUUCAGGGCAGUGAGGCUUCUAUCAAAUUAGUGAAGUAAUCAGUGCAUGAAAUAUGGGACACAGUGUCCAGUGUUAUCAGUAAAUAUUUUAAGUCUGUGAUAUACAUGGCUGGGAUGUUACGUCUAAAUUACCUGCACAUUAAAAAAGGAAGGAGGAAGAACCUGAUAUGGACAGUUGCCAGUCCUGUUUUUCUGGCUUCGCUUUGUUCAUUUAAAAGUCACAUUAAAGAAGGGCAAAUUGGAGAAUAUGAUGAAAAUACUGCAUACCUUUAGAAAACUGCUUGGAAGCAUUAACAGCCUGAGUAAAAGAAGACUUUGAUAGUGAAACUCUUCUAACUCUUGAUUUGUGUCAUUUGGAAAUAUAAUCAACUUCCAAAAGAAAUUUCUAAGAAGUAGAUAGUAUGUGAAAUGGGAAAAUCUGACAAGAAGCUGAUUCACACAAAGGGGGCAUUUUCCCUCCCCAAAUAAACACUGGGAAUGAUGGGACAUUGUUGAAAUCAAAUUCCAGUUUCUGAUCUCAUAAAAUACUGCAUGAUUCACAAUGGCAAAAAACAGUGAGGUAACAGUGAGUGAACAAAGAGGUGCUCUGUGUGAGAUAUGUGGGGUGUUAUACAUGGGAUGAGCACCUGUUGAGAAUUGGUAGAGAUGCAGGGUAUAUAACACAGCACCAAUGUCUAGCAGUGAGGAGUAGUGAUGAGUUGGAAAAACCUGGUUUAGUCAGAGUGAAUAUGAGCUGUCUGUGAUGAGGCAGCUGUGUUUCAGUGUCUCUGCAAAUCGGUGGCUAGAACUGCUUGCCUAUGUUUGAUAGCUGCUGAAUGAGACUAGAGGUGAGGAAGCUGGUAGUUACUUGGGGAACCUGAGAGCUUGGAUUUACUGACAUGGAGAACAUUCCAGCAGGAAAAAGAGUUGAAGCUAAACAGCUACAGCUGUCUAUUUCUUGUUCUCUAGGUAAAUUGUGUCUGAAAAUGGAAAAUCAGGAGGCAAUAGAACACUUCAUAUACUUUGUGGGACAAAAUUUCUUUUCAGCAGACUUGAUCUGCUGUUCUAUUGUAAAUAAUGAGAAAACUGGGAAAUGUGGCUGGCAUUUGUUUACUUGAAGCUGGCUCUGCUUGAAAAUGAAACAAUAUCACAAUGUCUUUUAAGGCACACAGUGCUUGGAUAGAUAUUCUGCUGUAUCUGUACUGAGCAUGUGCAAAGUCAUUCAGGUCUCCCUAUUCUUGCAUAUAAUAUACACAGAAUAUACUCAACACAAAGCUGAGUUUAACUUGACAGAUCAUAACUUCAGUGUCCACAUCCUGUUCAAAGCUGCACGUAAGGAAGAAUAGCCUUACAAGAGUGACAAUGAAGUUCAAAAAUGGAAUGGAUUUGGAGAGAAAAUCCAUUCUUCAGCCCUGAGCAGGGAGAAUAUUCAAGUAGUUAAUGGAAGCUUUUAUGGAUGGAGGAGUAUGCUUCUGAAAUAGCAGAUAAUUAACAUAUGAAUUUUGUUGCUGCAAGGCAUUGAUAGGUGACCUGUAAAUGGAGCAGAUCUGUGAGCCCUGCCCAGAGCUGGGUGCUCUGUGUGGAGCUGUCACGUUGGGCACAGGGGGAUGGGGCUGCAGGUCCUGCUGGCUUAUGCUUGGUGGGUUCAGCUGAAGUGAUGCCAGAGGCACAAAGGGAGAAGUCUGUCCUCAUCUAACUAGAGGGAUCUAAGAAAUUUUGCUUAUUUGCCUUUAUUUUAUUCAAACACUUUUUUUUUUACCAAAAAACUUGGUAAUUAUUUAUGGAAUCACAGAAUGG
Phasianus colchicus (ring-necked pheasant) is the source of this 4137-nucleotide messenger RNA. It is a transcript of the gene RBM39, whose product is annotated as RNA binding motif protein 39. Gene Ontology annotation, molecular function: RNA binding. NCBI's taxonomy places the organism in Eukaryota, Metazoa, Chordata, Aves, Galliformes, Phasianidae. The record is from RefSeq and is a predicted model, not a curated record. Gene Ontology annotation, biological process: mRNA processing. Gene Ontology annotation, cellular component: nucleus.